This is a messenger RNA of Aspergillus affinis, 1941 nucleotides long. Its product is annotated as NADPH-dependent FMN reductase Lot6. The transcript is spliced from 2 exons. Gene Ontology annotation, cellular component: cytosol. Bases 1 to 1941 code for a protein of 646 amino acids. NCBI's taxonomy places the organism in Eukaryota, Fungi, Ascomycota, Eurotiomycetes, Eurotiales, Aspergillaceae. Gene Ontology annotation, molecular function: FMN binding; oxidoreductase activity. The record is from RefSeq and is a predicted model, not a curated record.
AUGGCUCCGAAAAUUGGUUUGAUUAUCUGCAGCCAGCGCAAUCCACGCGUCGGUCCUCAGGUCGCAGGUUUUGUGCGCCAGACGAUCGAACGGGCAUUUCCUCCCACGGCUCUUUCACUGAUUGAUCUUGCCGAGUGGAACCUCACCCUGUGCGACGAGCCAGGGAUUCCUUCGCAGAUUAAGCCACCCGAUGAAUAUACCCACGCGCAUGCCAGGGCCUGGUCGCAAGAAAUCGCGGCUCACGAUGCCUUCAUUUUCGUUACUCCCCAAUACAACUGGGGAUAUCCGGCCAGUAUCAAGAACGCGCUGGACUAUCUUUAUCAUGAAUGGAAGGGAAAGCCAGCUAUGAUUGUCAGCUAUGGUGGCCAUGGAGGAGGGAAGGCGGCAGAGCAGCUGCGUCAGGUUCUACAGGGCUUGCGUAUGACACCGGUCGAGAGAACUAUUCCCCUGACAUUUCCGGACAAGGAUGUCCUGCUUCGAGGGGCGUCGGGCGAGGAUCUGCGUUUGGCAGAUGAAAGCAGCUUUUGGUCUUCUCAGAAGGAAGAUAUUAUCGCAGUGUUUGCUAAUAAAUUUAAUACCGUGCUGCUGGUAUUGGCGACACUGGCAAAUGCAGCUAGGAUCUCCGAGCGAACCUUUCUUGCGGAAGACACCAUCACUCGCGAUGUCUGUAUCAUUGGAGGUGGCGCUACUGGCACCUACGCAGCCAUCCGACUGAAGGAUCAAGGUAGAUCAGUGAUUGUGGUGGAAAAUAGCGAGUAUCUCGGCGGCCACACGGAAACAUACGAUCUUGGAAAUGGUCAACACUUUGACUACGGCGUCGAGGGAGUAUUCAACGAUCCUUUGUCCCGGAAUUAUUUUAGGCGACUCGGAGUCGACUGGAGAACAUUGCUUCCUGACACGCUUCUCACUGAAAAUGUCAACUUUGAGACCGGAAUUCGAGUGCCCCCUCCAAACGGUACCCUGAGUAUUGUUGCAGGAGCCCUUCUCUAUCGCAGCGUCAUCGAGAAAUACGAAUCCCUCCGCGACGGCACUCUCAACCUCCCCGACCCGAUCCAUGAUGAUCUAUGGCGUCCAUUCGGCGAGUUUGUAACCAAGCACCAGCUCGAGGGGGCGUUGAGCUUAAUCUUCACCUUUAGCCAGGAAGUAGGCAAUCUGCUCGACGUGCCUACCUUAUAUGUGAUCCAGAGCUUCGGGCUUCCACAGAUCGACGCCCUUCUACGAGGAUUUAUGACACCGAGAAACGGGGGAAUGGACCUAUAUCGCAAGGCAGCUGCCGUGCUUGGCCAAGACGUUCUUUUCAGCAGCAGCGUUACUCAAACCGAGAGAUCACUCCAAUCGGUGCAAGCCAUUGUGCAAGGAGCCAACGGCACCACGAAAUUGAUCCGGGCUCAGAAGCUACUGAUCGCCAUGCCUCCAACACUCGACAACAUCAACACUUUUGAUCUAGACGACACGGAGCUCGAGAUAUUUCAAAAAUGGAAAUGGAACAACUACUACGUCGCCGUCCUCAAUCACACUGGCAUUCCCGACGCUCUCAGCGUCAUCAACACCCAGCCGGAGAACGGACCCGGAAGUCUCCCACGGACUCCAUUCGCCUGGCGUUUGCGCUAUCCUGGGGUCAGCGGCUACGUGACCAGCGAGAUAAUCGGCGACGAGGAUCUCACUCCGCGAGAUGCAACCGAGCUCAUCAUGUCCAGUCUCCGCCGGAUGAAAGAUGCCGGAACUUACAAUGUGACGUCGCCAGAGUUGCUUCUGUUAGCAAAUCACUCACCCGCCUCACCUAGAGUGUCGGCAGAGGACAUUCGGACAGGCUUUUAUCGCAAGCUGUAUGCGCUGCAAGGACGGCAAAGCACGUUCUAUACGGGACGGAGCUUUUGUGCUGAUCAUUCGUCAAUUUUGUGGGCAUAUACAGAUGCGGUGAUUGCGAAAAUGUUUCCUUAG